UGGCCCCCGAGCUUCCGUUUCUCUACUGCUCUCCGUGGUGGGCUCGGCCAGGAGCUCGGCGCCAGGGUGGGGGCGGGCCUUCCGGAAAGGGGCGCGCGGGAGAGCAAGGUCACGGCGAGGGACUCUUGCCCCCGCUGCUCAGGAAAUGUCCUCCCUCUCCGAAUACGCCUUGCGCAUGAGUCGUCUCAGUGCCCGGCUGUUUGGUGAAGUGGCCAGGCCCACCGAUGCCAAGUCCAUGAAGGUAGUGGAACUGUUCAGUGAGCAGCCUUUGGCCAAAAGGAAGGAGACGUAUGACUGGUAUCCCGAUCACAACACAUACUUUGCGCUCAUGGGGACACUGCGUUUUCUUGGCCUCUACAGGGAUGAGCAUCAGGACUUCAAGGAUGAGCAGAUGCGUCUAAAGAAGCUUCGUGGAAAGGGGAAACCACGGAAAGGAGAAGGGAAAAGAGCAGCAAAAAAGAAAUAGCGUUGGUCCAUCAGGAGAGAAAACUUCUUCCUCAGCAACUGAGUGCAGAAGAAAGCGUAUUUAUUAUCUUUUCACACACUGGAGGAGUAUAUGCUUCCUAAAUGGAAGAUUAUUUGUAGGAACAUAGUCGUCUCGGUGUUGAAGUCUAAUCUAGUUGAAUUGUGCCUGGUUUCUUGGAUACAUUCUAAUUCUGCAAAAUUAUUUUGGCCCUGAUUUUGUAAUCUGAGGUUUGCCUCAUUCCCUAAAGAAACAAAUGCAUGAA
Messenger RNA from Equus quagga, 728 nucleotides. It is a transcript of the gene MRPS33, whose product is annotated as mitochondrial ribosomal protein S33. Bases 146 to 466 code for a protein of 106 amino acids. NCBI's taxonomy places the organism in Eukaryota, Metazoa, Chordata, Mammalia, Perissodactyla, Equidae. Gene Ontology annotation, cellular component: mitochondrion. The transcript is spliced from 3 exons. The record is from RefSeq and is a predicted model, not a curated record.